AUGGUCCACAAAGACAUAUAUAUAUCAAGUAAGAAUAUCUUGUUGGAUGAUGAAUAUGAAGCUCAUAUCUCUGACUUUGGUUUUGCUACAACUUUAGAUCCAAACUCAUCAAACUGGACUCCAUUUGCAGGAACCAUUGGCUAUUUAGCCCCAGAGCUUGGAUAUCUUGUUGGAAUGAAGACUUCAAGACGUGUUUGGAUCUCUAUUGGAGAAACAUAUGCUUCUCACUCAGAGGUCACAAUGAUUCAACUCAGGAAUGAAUUGCAAACAACAAAGAAAGGUGCAUUGAAGGUUAUUGAAUACUGCAAAAAGAUGAAGAAGAUAGCUCAUCAAUUCUUUGCAGGAGGAUUCCUUGUUUCAGAGAAAGAGCUUGUCAUAUGUAUAUUGAUAGGUUUAGGGCCAGAAUAUGAAACCAUUAGAGUCAGUUACACCAGCAGUCUACCUUUACCAAGUCUUCAAGAAGUAAAUAAUUAUCUGGCUCAUUAUGAAACCACUCUUGAGCAGAAUAGCGUUUCUGGUUAUGUUUACAUCUUUAAAUCUUGUUUCUGCUUUAAAUCAUCAACUGCAACUAAAUUCUAA
Molecule: messenger RNA, 579 nt
Organism: Ziziphus jujuba (common jujube)
Lineage: Eukaryota; Viridiplantae; Streptophyta; Magnoliopsida; Rosales; Rhamnaceae
Product: probable LRR receptor-like serine/threonine-protein kinase At5g10290
Exons: 2
Coding region: 1-579 (192 amino acids)
Biological process (GO): protein phosphorylation
Molecular function (GO): protein kinase activity; ATP binding
Source: RefSeq, a predicted model, not a curated record